AUGUCGCAGCCCGGCGAUGCGGAAGCUGCAGACGGAGAAGGUGAUCCCGCUCGGAUGAGCGACUUCCUCGCCGAGGAAGAUGACGACGACUAUGGACAGCACCCCUCGCAUUUGGACGAAGGUGCUUCCGAGCAUGACGACGACGAUGAGGAGCUUCUACCUGAACCGGCUCCUGGAGGCUCUCGAGGUCGUGGGCGGCAAGGACCGAGGUCUUCCCCUUCUUCUACGGGUUCCGAUGGAGCCAAGACGGGUUCCGAUGGAGCCAAGAAGGACAAGAUCGCGGAGCUGUCCGGGCCUGAGAAGGAGAAGAGCAAGGAACGAGCGCAACGGCGCCCGCGUGGCAAUUUGCCACAGGCUCCAAGCUUCGACGGGGACCGCCGCAAGGACCCUAAGUGCUUCAGGAAGUACGCCACCAAGGUGGAUUCCUACGUGGAGAUCGCGAAGAAUAUCAUCGACGACGCCGAGAUCGGGCUGAGGCUCCAUGCGGCGCUCGACGGUGAGGCGGCGGACUACCUGGAGGACGUCCCGGCGAAGGUCUUCGGCGUCGACAAGGGCUGGCAGGUACUGUUGAAGCUCUUGCGGGAUAAGUUCGAUGAGAAGCGUAUGCAUAAAGUAGGGUCGGCCAUGAAAGGUUUCUUCAAGUUGAACCUCUCCGAUAAGACCUAUACGAUGUCUGAGGUAGUGGACUUGAUGGACCGAGCUGCCCGAAGGUGCCGCGAAUCGAACUUAACGAUCCCGGACGAGGUCAUGGUGUUCUUCUUCUUCGAGCACACCGCCAUGUCGACCGAGAGGCAGGCGAACUUGCUUUUGCGCACCGGCGGUGAGUACAGCUGGAAGAAGAUGAAGCAGGCGGUCGAGCUGCUGUACCAGAAUGUGACUGUCAGGUCUGGCCGUGACCGCGAUCCUAAUCCGGGCUUCCGCGGCCGACAAAGGGCUGCACACGAGGCGCAUAACACUAACGAGUGGAAUGCGGACCUUUGGAGAGUUCCCGAGCCUUACGCCUCGGAGGAUCAGGUAGGCAACUGGCUGUUCGAUCAUGAUCCUGUCGAGGCCCUUGCCGAGGUCGAGUUGACUGAGAUCCCGGAGUCCAUGGCCCGUGAGCUGCACGAGUGUUUCGCUUCCCACCGUGAGAACAGGCAGCGGCUUGCGCGUGCAGUACAGGCCCGCGGCUACUACGUUGGCGGCGGCAAGGGCAAGGGCAAAUCCGGCGACAAGGGCAAGGGCAAGUCCGGCGAGAAGGGCAAAGGCAAGGCGCGGAAGGGCGGCAAGGCACGCGGUAUGUCCUUGGAGGAGCUGAAAGCCCGCACGUCGUGCGGGGAUUGCGGCCAGAAGGGACAUUGGCGUGGCGAUCCAGAGUGCCGUGGAGCUAAGAAAGCCAAUGAGGCGGGCCGCGUGCCCGACGACGACCAGGAGGACGAUGAUGGGGCUGACGAUUGGUACGGCCAGUAUGAUGAUGCAUCCUGGCAACAAUGGGAGGCCCAACGUUGCGGCUACCCGGUGCGUCGUUCUACCUCUGAGGCAAGGUCUGCUGCGGCGACUACUACCACUUCGGCCUCUGCUGCUACUCCUACCACUUCGGCCUCUGCUGCUACUAACUCUUCCGACUUCCUCGCCCGCGAGUCCGAGGCGGUGGCCAGAGGGAUUAACCGUGUGCGUCAGAAGGCCGGUGGCAGCCGAGAUGUUGGGGCGACUGAUGUUCGGAAGGCCCUGGCUCAGGAUAGCGGCGCGCAGGUCACCGACCUUCAGAACAAGAUGACCAGUCAGCAUCGGGCCUCGAUGCCAAUGAGCCCGAGCACGGAAGCUGUGGCCCGGGCGUUCGAGCAUUUCGGCUUGGAUGUGGUGGCGCAUUCCAGCAAGGGGGUGCUCGAGCUGUUGGAGGACCCGGACGAGGACCUCCCCGACAUCGAGACCUUGAGGAAAGUGACGGCAGUGCGCCGGGUGCCCUGGACCAAAAUGUCGAAUCCGGACUCGGUGCCACGUGGAGUGCAGAACAACAUGCGGCGCCCACCGACGGUGGCUGAUGGACGUUGCUACUUGACUCUCGACGCUGCGUGCGAAAACAGUGUGUCGGGCACGACCAUUCUUCAAACCAUUUCAGCCCGGAUGCAGCAGCAGUUCUCUGUGAAGCCGAUCAUAAGACCAGAGUCUGAGACCUACUGCUUCGGCCCAGGCGCACCCACGGUGUCACAGGAGCGCUGGAUGGUGCCAGUCGGCAUUCGAGGACGGCCGUGUGUGAUUGCCACUUCCUCGAUCCCCGACCAGAACGGUGCCAAGAUCCCUUUCCUUGCGGGCCAGGACUGGAUGCUGUUCAUGAACGCGUGCCUCGAUAUCGGUCGCAGCCUCGCGAUCUUUCGUGAAAUCGGAGUCCAGGACGGCUACCCCGGAGUGCUUUUCGAACAGUCGGGAAGGAAUGCCAACGAAAACAAUCGCAGUAAGAAUGCUAAGAUCACCUUUUCGCCGACGCACAUCUAUGAGCCCAAUGACGCGAGUGAAGGCAUACCUUGCACUGUGGCAGCAGAUCACUGGGAAUUUCAAGUAGACAAGCAGGUGUAUGUGCGGCACCACUGCCGGCCUCGGACGACUUUGUUCGCUCCGGGCGAUACGCUGGAUGGGCCGGACCCUAAGGAGCUGCAGCCAGUGCGCAUCACCAUGAAAGCAGGGUCGGCAGAACCAGCAUGUGACGAAUGGGGCAGUGGGGUCGAGACGGUUUCGGGUCCUUGGUUCGGGGCUACUUACUUCUUGGGCAAGGGCGCCAGUACCUCUCAUGUGCACUUCACGCCGUUGCCCGCAUUUGUGACUGUGCAGUUUGACGAUGGACUUCCAAGCCCCCCGAAGCACCACAACCUCUUCGCAAAGGGCGAUUCAGCAUUCCGGCGGGUGAGUUCGGCUCUGAAGCUAGCAAUUUACAGCCUCGCGGACCACCUUCCGAUGCACAAGCCCACGGCCGCUCGUCGCAAGAGCCGCGUGGAGGCAUGGGGUCGCAUGGUCGAGGGCUUGACGGCGCUGAUCGACCUGGUCAGCCGGCACGUCAUGAUGAACAUGGUGAUUCGCAACGUGAAGGACAAGAUGCCCGCGCUCACCAGUUACACGGAAGCCCUCUAUGCCAAGGAGAUCCUCCCAGAGACGAUGCCAGCGACGGGACCUCCAGCGACGACGAACCCUCGCGGCCAGGUCAAGAAGGCGGUGGCGGGACCGUAUCCGAAGGAACCCGAACAUUGCCGGCAUCCACUGGAGUGUGCGAGGCGACAUGGCAAUGCGGCGGGCCGCUUCAAGGAGUGCCUUCAAUGCGGGACCGUGUGGUCCGGGAUCCUCUACCAGGUGCCCUACACGAAGGAGGAGAUUCCGGUGUACCCGUACCUCCACGGGUAUCGGCCCACUCCCGGCGCGACCAUCAAGCUCUUUGGGCGGACGGCUCCGCAAGCGAGAGGUCCCCUCAAAAAGCUUGUCCGAAUGCUAUUCGUGCUCUCGCAACUCAUCGGGGAAACCACCUUCGGCAGCCUCGAGAACGGCAUCCAAACCAGUUUCGUCCGAGGUGUCUCGCCAGAGUCCGAGGAGGAGCCGAUCAACCUGAAGGACCUGCCCCCUGCGGAGCGCGAGCGCAUCAAAACACUGGCGGCCCAGCGCUUGGAGGACAAGCGUCAGGCAGCAGCCAGCAAUCGCAGGCAGCAGGAGGCGGCGUACCACACGGGUCGCAACAUGGAGGAGCCCAUGAGGGUGGUCUUCGAAGCGGAGGCCGAGCAGGACUCCUGGGAUGCGGUGACAGUGAGCUCCGAGGCCGUUGAUGCGAGGAUCGAUGCGAGCCGGUGGCCGCGAGUGAAAUUCAACUUUGAUAUGGUCGAGAUUUUCGGCGGCACUAGCCAGGUCUCGGUUCGUGCGGUCCACCACUGGAACUUGAAGGUGCUGCAGCCCAUUGACAAUCGGUAUAUGGCAUCGACCUUCGACGGCAAGACCAACGGCGAUGGCUGCGCAACGCCCUCGAGGAUCUUCCAGGAGCUCAUAAUCGACGUCUUUAAGGACCAGCGCGGCCGAGGAGGACACGUGAUUGCGGAAUGCCCUGUGAACUAUCAGGGCGCGGUCGCCCUCAACCUUGAAGGCGGCAGCUGCAUCACCUCCGAGAACCUCCGGAUGCCGAACCACGUAAAGUACAACAAGCACGACGGCGACCGUACAUCCCGCUUCAUCGCCACGCACCCGACCUUACUCGAGAACUUGCUGGAUCGGUGCCAGUGUGACGGCAAAGGCUUGAUCCACCCGCCGAGCUUGGGUGAUGCUGUGUGCCGGGCCUACCUCGACUUAAUUGCGGCCGAGGACUUUGGCUUCGCGAGCACAUGGUCUCCGACCUCCAGCAAAGCCGUGCGCUACGUAGACGUGAAGCGGGAGGAGGAGGCUUGGAGGCCUCUUCUACAACAGGCUGAGGAACUGCUGGGUCGCAAGGUGCAGGCGAGUUUGCUGGUGCACCCGGACACCGACCUCUACAAGAAGGUGCAGGAGCUUGUGCCGUGGCAGUUGGCGUUGGUGCAGGUGGCCCACCUUCCAAAGGCAAAGCGUGUGAAGGCCGGGCUGGAGGAGUGUCAUCGUGCAUCGGUGUUGCUUUUGAACGACGACACCAUUGUGAUCGAGACUGAGUACCUCAAGGAAGCGCAAGCCCCGCGGGAGCGCUUCGUCACCCCAGUCCGUUACGCCAUCUUCGUGCUUGGCUAUGCUCCCGGCGAACCAAAAGGCCCUUCUCCUGUACAACCUCCUCCUGCUCAGAUCCUUCCGGGCGACGAGCUGGUUCGCGAUGAGGUGCAGGACGGGCUUGUUCAAGAAGGACUAGUGCGCCAAGAUUUCGCCGGGGAAUGUUGGUUCAUCGGAGGUCCUCUGCGGGAAAAAGAGAAGGCCAUGGCAAGGGCCUUGGUGAGAAUGCACCGCAAUCUUGGGCACCCUCGUAUGGAGGACAUGGUUCGAGCCUUGGCACAGAACGGCAAGGUUGAUCCUGAUGCGGUCGCUCUGUGUCGUCGUCUUCGGUGUGCCACCUGUGAGAGAACCAGGCGCCCGCUGCCGGCUCGACCCACCUCUUUGAAAGUUAUGGGACAGUUCAAUUCCAAGGUGUGUUUGGACUUCGUUCACAUUUCGGACGCGGAGAAGGUGACCCACCGUUUCCUCCAUGUGUUGGAACCGAAUGGCUCGUUCAACCUCUACUACCCCAGCAAGACGCGACAGCCCGAGGACGUGUUCAACAUUUUCUGUGAUGUAUGGUCCUCCUGGGCUGGGUUUCCAGACUACCUUCAUUGCGACCGUGAUGGGGCUUUUGAGGGUUUCUUCCUGGAUAAGAUGCGACACCUGGGUGUCGAGGUGGAGUUUGUGCCCGCGGAGGCGCAUUGGCAAGCGGGCCAGAUCGAAGCAUAUAAUCGAGCCUUCCGGUACGCUGCGGAAAAGCUGGUCGAUGAGCACCAGCUGGUCGGCGAGGUCGACAUGAAGAUCCUCGGCGCCACCGUGAGUGCCAGUCUGAAUGAAAAGGUGAAGACGUGCGGCUGCUCGGCCAACCAGUGGGUGUUUGGAAAGGACCCCAAGGCCCCCUGGGAUCUACUGAGCCCUGACGGGCGGAUUGAGGCGCUACAGGGGCUUGACGCGGAUUACGAGCUACGCCGACGUCAACAAGUGCGCUCGGCCUCUGACCAGAAGAUUGCUGAGUUCACUGUGAACGAUUCAUUGCGUCGGGCUGUGCUCCGUCAGGGACGACCGACGAGGCAGAACUACGAGCCCGGCGAGCUGGUGGCUUUCUGGAGAGAGGCCAAGAUGAAGAAGGACCCGCGGACUAAGAAGGCCCGUCGGGUUCCCGGCGGAUGGUAUCGCGCCACCGUCAUUGGACCUCACCGCGGCGACGAAGGACAAAGCAACUACUGGCUCUCCUCGGGCGGAGUACCAUUGAUGAGCGUGGAGCCGGACCCGGAGAAGGCGCAUCUGACGACGAGCGGGGCGAACUUCCACUACGUGACCAAGUUGGAGAACCUCGUGACGAUCCGGGAGAACUACCACCAGAACCUUCCGGAGAACCUCGGGAUGAUCCCGGAGAACUACCAGCAGAACCUUCCGGAGAACCUCGGGCGGGGUCAUGUCGGUCAGCCUCCAUCUGCGGCAGUGGACGCAGUUGGGGCUGAAGCAAGCGAGAGUCACAACACGUACCUGACCAACCGCUACAUCCCGGUUACGGUUACUGCUCAGGAACUCUUCGCGAAGCCUACAGGGAACUUCCAAAACGCCGUGCUAGCCACGCUGACCGAGCGGGGUGCCUACCAGACCAGGAAGGACCAGAAGGCCUUGGAGAAGGAAAUCCCCUACUCCAUGAUCGAGGAGCAGGACAAGCCGGCGUAUCACGAAGCGUUGGUCAAAGAGUGGGACACAUGGCAGAAGUAUGAAGCCGUGGCACCCCUGAGCGUUGAGGCGAGCCGCGCUGUGGAAGCUCAGUUUCCUCCGGAGCGCAUUCUGCCAAGCCGGGUGUGUUACCGGAACAAGAACGCGGCCUUCAAGUGGCUCCCCUUGAAAGCCAAAGCUCGGCUGGUGUGCCGGGGCGACAAAGACCCAGACUUGCUGGAACUUCGUCGAGACGCUCCCACCAUGACACGGAUGUCACCGAUGGUGUUGAUGCAGCUUGCGGCCAGUUUUCGGGAUUGGUUCUUGUUCACGGCGGACGUGACAGGAGCUUUCUUGCAAGGCGACCAAGGGCUCGCAUCCCGACAGCUGCCCCUUUUCAUCAGGCAGCCGCGUGAGGGACUUCCAGGUUUGCUGGCGGGCCAGUUGCUACUGGUCGUACGAGGAAUUUUCGGAUUGGCGAACAGUCCGAGGCUGUUUUGGAGACACUUGCGCGACACCCUCAAGAAACUUGGCUUCGUGCAGUCCACUCUCGACAAGGCCCUCUUCUUCUACUACAAGGCAGGACGUUUAAUCCUCGCUUUGGGGACGCACGUCGACGACUUGCUCGGAGCCGGGAAACCAGGCGAAGCCGACGAAGUACUUAAGAGAGUCAAGGACGCUUUCGACUUCGGCGCUUGGUCAGACAGCCGUGAGGAAGCGGUGCUUGAGUACGGCGGCAAGCAGCUGGCGAAGCUCCCCGACGGCACGGUCACCCUCAGCCAGGCCAAGUUCAUCCAGGCGAUCGACAUUAGCCCAGUGCCGAGAUGGAGGACGAUUACGCCGAGCGCUUCACUGUCGGCGACUGAGGCAACAGAACUUCGCUCAGGAGGCGGUUGCCUUCACUGGCUGAUUGGCCAGACGCGCCCGGAUUUGGCUGCCGGGACGAGCCUCUACAUGAGCGGACAGCCGACAGUGCAGAACCUGGUGGAGGUGAACAAGUUGUUGAAGGAGGCCAAGGCUUCGCAGGACUGGUGCCUACGUUUCGUGCCGAUUGACUUCGAGUCGGCCAAGAUCGUGGUGUUCACCGACGCCUCGUGGGCAAACGCGCCCGGGUUGAAGUCACAGGCUGGCUACCUGACCUUUCUGACAGGGCCGGAGGUGUUCACACCUGAAGGGGACUCGGCAUCUCUGUUGGAUUGGCGAUCGCACAGGAUCCAACGCCAGUGUCGUAGUACUCUGGCGGCCGAGACGAUGUCCCUGGACUGCGGGUUCGACAGUGGCAUCUUCGUGCGGGAGCUCCUGGCCGAGGCGCUCGUGAUGAGCUACUCCCCGGUGCAGAGUGGCCAAUUGCCGCCACGUUUCUUGGAGGUGCAUCCGAUAACCGACUGUCGGAGCCUCUACGACCUGUUGACAAAGGACGGUCCUGUUUCGUCGACUCAGGAGAAGAGAUUGACGAUAGACGUAGAAGCGAUCAAGCAAAGUGCGGCUGAGUUUGAUGUUGACAGCGAGGAACUUCGUGGCACUUUCAAGUGGGUUGACACGACUAGACAGCUAGCGGAUCAUCUCACUAAAGUCAAACCACCGCAUCUGCUUCGCGAUCAGCUUUGCGCUUCAGGAGCUGGCUAA
Molecule: messenger RNA, 7959 nt
Organism: Symbiodinium sp. CCMP2592
Lineage: Eukaryota; Dinophyceae; Suessiales; Symbiodiniaceae
Source: the annotation of a GenBank genome assembly